CCAGAGCUAGAAACCAGAAAUUAGAAAAUUAUAUUUCUCAAUGUAUAUAUACAUUUAAUCAAUUAAAUAAAAAUUUCAUAAUUAAAAAUGUUGUAAGGAAGAAUAGUUAUAAGAACUAUUCAAAUUGCAAUUAAAUUUUACAUAUUCUUGUAUAUAGACAGAGUUAAUUCAAGAUGAAUAAUAUAUUGAGGUUACGUUCUAUAGCCAAGAGUUUUAAUACUCGUCAAUAUUCUGCCAAAUAUAUAUUAGAUGCCGAAAACAGACAAUUGUAUGAAGAUGUUUUCCCUGAUAUUUGCAUGAAUGACAUAAAAAAGUUAUGGAGAAGUCCACCACAAUGUAUAUACGCUGGAUUCGAUCCCACUGCGGACAGUUUGCAUAUAGGAAAUUUGUUAGUUCUAAUAAAUCUUUUACAUUGGCAACGUUGUGGUCAUCAAGUGAUCAUCCUGUUAGGGGGUGCAACAGGCUUAAUCGGUGACCCAAGUUUUAGAAAAACAGAACGUGUUGAAAUAGAACAUCUUAUACUCGAGGAAAACAUAGAAUAUAUAAGAACUGAUAUCAAAAAUAUUAUCAAGAAUCAUGCGAAAUAUUUUUGUAGAAACCAUCAACAUUUGGCUCCCAUAAAAAUAUUAAACAAUAUAGAAUGGUAUAAAGAUAUGAAUUUGCUUUCAUUUAUUAGGGACAUUGGAAAGUAUUUCAGAAUGGGUACAAUGCUUGGUCGUGCAUCUGUGCGAAGUAGAUUAGAAUCCGCAAAUGGAAUGAGUUUUACAGAAUUCACUUACCCCCUUCUCCAAGCAUAUGAUUGGCUUCAUUUAUACCGUAAAUAUAACUGCUUGUUUCAAGUUGGAGGUCAAGAUCAAAUGGGAAAUAUAGUAUCUGGUUAUGAUUUAAUCACUAAAUAUACCAAAGAUCAAGUUUAUGGCUUAACGUUACCAUUAGUCACAGCCCAAGGUGGACAAAAAUUUGGAAAAUCUACAGGCAAUGCAGUUUGGCUCUCACCUACAAAAUCUUCUAGCUUUCAACUGUAUCAGUAUUUUAUUAGAGUAGAAGAUGCAGAUGUGGAAAAAUUCCUUCAUUUCUUCACAUUCUUAUCUGUACAUAAAAUUAAACAGAUUGUAGAAGAGCAUUUUAAAAGACCAGAACUGAGACAAGCACAAAAAAUUUUAGCUGAGAAAGUUACAGUAUUGGUUCAUGGAGAAGAAGGAUUACUUGCAGCAAAAAGGGCAUCUGCUGUUCUUUAUGAUAAAUCUAUUGAUUCUUUAGCAAAAAUGCAAGCAAAUGAUCUAGUACAGAUAUUAGAUGGUGCUACUAUAGUAGAACUUGUAUCUGAACCAGGUAUUAAUGCUUAUGACUUAGCUAUGAAAGCAAACUGUUUUAAAACAGAUCAUGAUGCAAGGAGAAUUAUAGCAGCUGGAGGUUUUUAUAUUAAUUAUCAAAAAAUUACGAAUUCAGCAGAACUCAUUGUACCUGGAAUACAUAUAUUAAGUAAUAAUAUAUCAUUACUUAGAGUUGGGAAAAAGACCUAUCAUGUUGUACGCUGGUUAUAAAAUAAAGCAUUUAUGAUUAAAA
This is a messenger RNA of Bombus pyrosoma, 1566 nucleotides long. It is a transcript of the gene TyrRS-m, whose product is annotated as tyrosine--tRNA ligase, mitochondrial. The transcript has 3 exons. Gene Ontology annotation, biological process: tyrosyl-tRNA aminoacylation. Gene Ontology annotation, molecular function: ATP binding; tyrosine-tRNA ligase activity; RNA binding. Gene Ontology annotation, cellular component: mitochondrion; cytosol. The record is from RefSeq and is a predicted model, not a curated record. Bases 174 to 1544 code for a protein of 456 amino acids. NCBI's taxonomy places the organism in Eukaryota, Metazoa, Arthropoda, Insecta, Hymenoptera, Apidae.